Phodopus roborovskii (desert hamster) is the source of this 6472-nucleotide messenger RNA. It is a transcript of the gene Rbm33, whose product is annotated as RNA binding motif protein 33. Bases 353 to 4045 code for a protein of 1230 amino acids. Lineage: Eukaryota; Metazoa; Chordata; Mammalia; Rodentia; Cricetidae. Gene Ontology annotation, molecular function: RNA binding. The transcript has 19 exons. The record is from RefSeq and is a predicted model, not a curated record.
AUCCUCGGCCUUCUCGCGCGGCGGAAGCCGUCUCGGUGCGCCAGUCCUCCUAGCGCGCGCCGCCGGGCACUGCAAGGCGGUCGGGCUCCAGGGAUCGCGGGCGCCCGCCCGCAGCCGGCCAGCUCUUCCGCCCGCCUUCCUCCCGGCGUGCACCGCGGCGCGGCCAUGUUGCCGUAGUGUUGUUUUCUUCCUGCGGAGGCGAGGGGCCGCUGCGCACCCGGACGCGCGGGCCUCGCCUCUGCUCGCUCGCGGGCGCCGGCCCUCGCCGCUCCCCCGCCUCCCCGGCCCGCACCAGCGCCGUCGGCCCGCCAGAGGCUCGGGGAACGGCUGAAGGCCGGGCCCGGGGACCACCAUGGCGGCCGCCCUGGGCGCGGGCGGAGGAGCAGGCGCUGGAGAUGAUGAUUUUGAUCAGUUUGACAAGCCUGGUGCGGAAAGGUCCUGGAGAAGAAGAGCUGCUGAUGAGGACUGGGACAGUGAACUGGAAGAUGACUUGCUUGGAGAAGAUUUACUGUCUGGAAAAAAGAAUCAGUCGGAUUUGUCAGAUGAAGAGUUGAAUGAUGAUCUUCUACAGAGUGAUAAUGAAGAUGAAGAAAAUUUCAGUUCUCAGGGUGUCACUAUCAGUCUGAAUACCACCUCUGGCAUAGUUACAUCGUUUGAGCUGUCUGACAAUACCAACGACCAGUCUGGAGAACAGGAAUCUGAGUAUGAACAAGGAGAAGAUGAACUAGCCUACCACAAACCCGAGGAACAAGAACUGUAUACUCAGGAGUACCCAGAGGAAGGACAGUAUGAAGGCCAUGAUGCAGAGUUGACAGAAGACCAAAUAGAAUAUGGGGAUGAGCCAGAGGAGGAGCAGCUGUACAAUGAUGAAGUGCUGGACAUCGAAAUCAAUGAACCUUUAGAUGAAUUUACAGAUGAAGAAUACUUGCAGGCUUAUGGUGGGCAACAAGGGCUGCAAGUGCGGGAAGACUGUGAGGCUGAAGAUGACUUAGAUGAGAUUACUGAUUCCCAGGUUGCUUCUGAGACCCACGAGGGAGGAAUGGAAACCCUGGAACUCCAGAAGGACAUAAAAGAAGAAUCAGAUGAAGAAGAUGAUGACGAUGAAGAAUCUGGAAGAUUGCGUUUCAAAACUGAAAGGAAAGAAGGAACAAUUAUUAGGCUUUCAGAUGUAACUAGAGAGAGAAGGAACAUUCCAGAAACUUUGGAGCUUUCAGCAGAAGCCAAAGCUGCUUUGCUUGAAUUUGAAGAAAGAGAGCGACAGCAUAAGCAGGGACGCUAUGGUUCCAGGCGGGGAGGAAGGCGAGGAGGCUCUCUGAUGUGCCGUGGAAUGGGAGACCAGAGACGAGAGAACAGCGAGAGAGGAAGGGUGAAAGAGCACAGGCCCGCCCUGCUUCCUACGCAGCCUCCUGUCGUGGCUCACUCUCCAAGAUUAAUCCCUCCUCCACAGCCACAGCCUCCUCCUCCACCACCACCACCUCAGCAGCAGCCAAUCAGAAGUCUUUUCCAACAGCAGCAGCUACAGCCUCUACUCCCCUUACAGCACCCCCACCAUCCCUCCCCACCUCAGGGAGUGCACAUGCCCCCCCAGAUCGAGACUCCAAGGAUGAUGCUGACCCCUCCCCCAGUGACUCCUCAGCAGCCCAAGAACAUCCACAUCAAUCCACACUUUAAGGGGACGGUGGUGACCCCUGUUCAAGUGCCCUUGCUGCCAGUUCCAAGCCAGCCGAGGCCUGCCGUAGGACCCCAAAGAUUCCCAGGGCCUCCAGAAUUUCCACAGCAUACACCUGGACCUGUUCCCAACAGUUUUAAUCAGCCACCUCGACUUCCUCUCCAGGACCAGUGGAGAGCCCCACCACCACCUCAGGAACGAGACCCUUUCUUCUUGGGAGUUUCAGGUGAACCAAGGUUCCCCAGUCAUCUUUUCUUGGAACAGCGAAGUCCACCACCACCUCCUCCUCCCACGCUCCUGAACAGCAGCCAUCCUGUCCCCACUCAGAGUCCCUUACCAUUCACUCAGCCUGGACCAGCAUUUAAUCAGCAAGGACAGCAGCCAGUGUUCCCUAGAGAGAGGCCUGUAAGACCAGCCCUGCAGCCCCCAGGCCCAGUGGGGAUCCUGCACUUUAGCCAGCCAGGGUCAGCAACUGCCAGGCCUUUCAUUCCUCCUAGACAGCCGUUCCUCCCCAGCCCUGGACAGCCGUUCCUGCCUACGCAUGCACAGCCUAACCUUCAGGGACCCUUGCAUCCUCCGUUGCCUCCACCUCAUCAACCACAGCCCCAGCCUCAGCAGCCACAGCAGCAGCCCCAGCAUCACCAGCACCAGCCACCCCUUCAACCUCCUCUCCAGCCUCCACAUCAGCCUCCUCCACAGCAUCAGCCUCCCCCUCAGCAUCAGCCACAGCAGCACCAGCAUCACCACCACCUUUCCGCUCCUCCCCCCCCUCUGAUGCCCAUGUCUCAGCCACAGUUCAGGCCACAUGUGCAGACUGCUCAGCCUCAGCCCAACAGCAGUCGGAUGCAGUGUACCCCACGUCAGGGGCUACGGCAUAAUGCAGCAUCUCAGAGUAUAAGCAAACGACCGAUGCAGCAGAUGCAACCCACCGCUCCCAGAAACAGUAAUCUGCGAGAACUCCCCAUAGCACCUUCACACGUAUUGGAAAUGAGUAGUAAUCGCUGUUCCUCUACACCUGCAGCUCAGGUGAAGCCCAUUGUCAACACUUCUCCACCCUGCAGGGCUGUGGUGGCUUCUAGGAGCUCACAGGGAAAAACUGAUGCAAAAGUCAAGCCGCUUAGCCCUGGAGCUCAACCUAAGGAAGAAGCAAAAGCAGAACCAGAGUUCCCUGAUGAAGAUGAAGAGACAAGGUUAUAUCGCUUAAAGAUAGAGGAGCAGAAGCGCCUGAGAGAAGAAAUCCUGAAGCAGAAGGAGUUACGAAGGCAGCAGCAGGCUGGUGCCAGAAAGAAGGAGUUACUGGAAAGACUUGCACAACAGCAACAGCAGCAGCAGCAACAGCAGCAGCAGCAACAGCAGCAGCAGCAACAGCAGCAGCAGCAACAGAUCUAUGGCCCACAGACCACUGUGGAGCAAGAGGAGCUGGCAGCUACAUCAUCGCCCACAAACGGUAACUCACUGCUGCCGUUUCCAGGGCCACAGUGCAGGCAGAAUGUGAAAACCAGACUUCUUGUUAAAAACCAAGAUGUCAACGUUGCUAAUGUUCAGCCCAAGGCAGUAAACUUUGUUCCGCCUGGUGCUAACAUGCAGCAUCAAGGGCAGCAUGUGAGACCACUGAAGCAUCUGCGACAGCUGCCACAUAAGGUCCUCCAUGUCAAGCCUAUGGACAUGGAGGAGGCACCCCACUCCCCACAGGCAGCCAGAGUGACAUCCCUCCAGGGCCGGCCUCAGGACACCAAGCCAGGGGUGAAGAGGACUGUUAUGCACAGGGCCAACAGUGGAGGUGGUGGAGAUGGGCCACAUGUCAGCUCCAAAGUCAGAGUCAUUAAGCUGUCUGGAGGGCAGGGAGGAGAGAGUGAUGGCUUUUCUCACACAGAGAGCCAGCCCCAGCGGCUUCCCCAGACUUCGGACAUGAGACAGCAGCCUACUCGCAAGGUGACGCUGACCAAGGGGGGUCCUCAGCAGCCCCAGCACUUGACUGUGGGGCCCCACAUGUACCCGGCUAUUCCUCCAGGGAUCAAAAGCAUCCAAGGGAUUCACCCAGCCAAGAAGACCAUCAUGCAUGGACGAGGCCGAGGAGUGGCAGGUCCCAUGGGCCGGGGGCGCCUAAUGCCAAAUAAGCAGAACCUUCGAGUGGUGGAGUGCAAGCCACAGCCCUGUGUGGUGUCUGUGGAAGGGCUGUCUUCGUCAACCACUGAUGCCCAGCUGAAGAGCCUGCUGAUGUCUGUGGGGCCAAUCCAGAGUUUACAGAUGCUUCCCCAGCAACGGAAAGCCAUAGCAAAGUUCAAGGAGCCAGCCCACGCACUAGCAUUUCAGCAGAAAUUCCACAGGCACAUGAUCGAUCUGUCCCACAUAAAUGUUGCCCUGAUAGUGGAGUGAUCUUGAAUGGGAAAAUCUGACCUCAUGCUGCACACACUGUGGAAUUUCUUCAAGGAAGCUAUAGGUUGGCGCAGGAUCCCCAGAAGUGUAGGCCUCUCCGGUCUGCAGUUUGCCAACUUGUCUGCGCGCCAGCCAGCCACAGGGUGAUUCCAGAAGAGAGUUAAACUGGUGGACAUGGGAUUGGAGUCUGGUGUUAGAUUGCUUUGAAUUCUGUUGUUCACAAGAACUCUGUUCUCGUGUUCUUUUGUUUCCAAGUGCUUACAAUGCAUGUAGACCUUGUUCUUCGUGAUCCUACUAUGUGAUUGGUCACAGUCUUAGAUUCAGGAAAGAAUGUUACCAGCUCAAAUUCCAAGGAUUUUUCCACAGCAAAGAAUAUUUGAUAAUGGUUGCACUUAUCUUCAGUACAGGCUAGAAAAGAAUUCUCAACCAGGCUUAACUGGAGAGGUCUCAGAAAGCCCUCACAGGCUCUGGUAAAACAUAGGUAAAAAUUCGGGUGAUUAUGAUUGACACGCACCUGCCCUGGGAAGCCAGGGUGUGAGAUGGGUGGCUGGGAAUGGUGCCAUGAAAGUGGCAAUUCUGCUUCCUGUAAAUACCUCCAAAGUGCUGCCUGUUUCAGCAGAAACUCUCAGGUGGGCACAGUGCUAGCUAAGCAAGCACAGGGAGCUCUAUGGCCAGUGGCUCAGUCACUCCCCACAGGCAGCCCUCUUGGCCUACUUUCCUGGCACAGGUUGAGAUACAGCUUGAAGGGUGGUCAGACUUACCUGGGCCUCUGCUUUUUAAACACCCUAGCUCUGUGGUAUGUGCUGUCAUUGCUUUGAUUACCUCACUGCCCUUCAGGGUUUUGAGUUUCCUUUGGGUUGCCCUUCUAUCGCAUGUGUGAGGGAUGGAUUCCUCAGCAGGGCUGAUGCUCUCCAAGAUAAGUGUGUCUGUCCACACUAGUCAUGUUGGUCAGGUCCAGCAGGUGAGACUCACUUUCUACAAAGCAUCCCAUGCAAGUCCAUGCUGGGCAGACACUGAACACAGUGCCUUAUUAUGUUUCCCCCAUGAAAGAUUCAAUGUUCGGGACGUACUCUAAAAUGGGCAAUGACACUAGGACACACUCAGGACUUUUUAGUUGUAUUUUAUACCUGUAAUUUUAUCUGACAUACCUUAAUAGGAUUGAGGGAGAUAGGAGUCUGUUGUCACUUACUGUCGCUGGAUAAUGAGGAGUAGGUGCAGGUUAUGUUACGUUUUCAAUUAAGUUGCCAAUCUUUACAACUGGAGGAUGGUAUUCCAGGCCCUGUGAAACUGCAUAGGACCAAUUCUGAGAUGACAUUAUGUGGUGGCAAGGAGCACUAAGGCAAUGUGAUGGUUGUUAGGGUUCCAGGCAAUUGAGGCAAGGCAUUCAUAGGAUAGAAGACCCUGUGGCUAUGGUGCCACUUCUGACCACAAAGCCUCUGCCUUACCUCUGGCAGGUUGCACUGAGGGCCAGCUCUGCGGUGCGGUGCCUUUACCAAGCUUGGCCCCAGCCCAUCCAAGUGCUAUCGACUGGUCACCCCACUGUCACUCCCACUCAUUUCUCCUAGACACAGGGGUUAUCGAUAGAUAUUUCACUAAAUUGGUGAGUUUGGUAAUAUGUUAGCUCUAGUUGGAUGAGAUAGAGGCCAUGUAGGAACUUGAGGAUUAGGACUCAGUAAAAGGAGUUUAACAAGUUUGCUUCUUUCUCAAAUAGUUUUGAGCGCUGGGCCUUUAAAACCCAAAUCUGCAUUUUUGUCUGAAAAGUAGGCACUGUUGCAUUGAAGUCACUUAAGGACUUAAGGAAAUACUCUCAUCAACAACACUGUUCACCUCAGGUCUUGGGGCCGCUUUGAGUAUGAUGAGAUACCCAGGAGCAUGUGUGUCCCUUAACUGUCUGCACACAUGAGGUAGCUUUCUCUUACGGCAGUGUCCUGAGAGAGCAGCUCCAAGCACUGCUUAGAAUAGCCGCUCGCUCACUGACCUUGGCACACAUCCACCUGGAGUGGACUGUCAGACUAGGCAGGCCAUUCUCAAGGCUUAGCUUCUGCGGAGGGAGCCACAGAAAGUGAGAGAAGCAGAAUUAGAAAGGACGCUCCCCACUUAACGUGCACUUCUCACAGCGAAGUCAACCACCACCCGAACUCAACCCGUGGAAGAUCUGCUGCAACCAUUAUCUCUGUUCUUUCUCUACCCUGCAUUUCAAAUGAGGAGAAAAGGCAUUAGCAUACUGUGUAAAUAUGGACCUUUUUAAGAUUAAAAUGUUAUUGGAAACGCUUUCAACUCAAACAGCAACACCUUAGCUAUUUGUUAGUUCUUUUUUUUUUGUUUGUUUGUUUUGUUUUGUUUUUGUUGUCUUAUCAAAGUUUAAUGGAGACACUUUCAUAAUUGUUGUGUGUACAUUCGAUUUUCAUAAAGAUGGUAGUAAGUCAA